This is a messenger RNA of Cephus cinctus (wheat stem sawfly), 6880 nucleotides long. Its product is annotated as discoidin domain-containing receptor 2. The coding region runs from base 1 to 2826 and encodes 941 amino acids. Gene Ontology annotation, biological process: positive regulation of kinase activity; cell surface receptor protein tyrosine kinase signaling pathway; multicellular organism development. The record is from RefSeq and is a predicted model, not a curated record. The transcript has 15 exons. Gene Ontology annotation, molecular function: protein tyrosine kinase collagen receptor activity; collagen binding; ATP binding. Gene Ontology annotation, cellular component: signaling receptor complex. Lineage: Eukaryota; Metazoa; Arthropoda; Insecta; Hymenoptera; Cephidae.
AUGCUGGAAACCUUUAGGUGCUUUUACGCAAGGGCGCCACUUGCCGCCCGUUUCACCCUUCACUACGUCUUCCUGCUACUUCUGGUACGAACGUCGCACGCCGUGGACCUGUCACAAUGCAUCGCGCCACUGGGCAUGGAAUCCGGAGCGAUACCGGAUGCGGAUAUCACAGCAAGCUCGAGUUUCGAACGUGGAAACGUUGGUCCACAUCAGGCGAGACUGAAGACGGAAAUUCACGGAGGCGCUUGGUGCCCUAAGAACGAAAUUACGACGGAACCACGUGAGUGGCUCGAGAUUGAUCUCCAUACGGUACACAUGAUCACUGCGACUGGUACUCAGGGUCGAUUUGGAAAUGGCCUUGGCGUUGAGUUCGCCGAAGCUUACCUACUGGAAUAUUGGCGACCUCAUCUUGGCAAGUGGGUUCGCUACAGGGACGUUAAAGGCGAAGAGGUAAUAAAAGGGAAUACCAACACCUACUUGGAAUCCAAACAUGAACUCGAACCACCAAUCUGGGCCAGUAAAAUUCGAUUCGUGCCAUACAGCUAUUACAGGCGUACAGUCUGCAUGCGAGUGGAACUUUACGGAUGUUACUGGAGUGAUGGCGUAGUUUCCUACUCGAUGCCUCAGGGAGAUAAAAGAGGCAACGAGUGGGAAUUCUUCGACGUGACCUACGACGGCCAUUGGGAUGCUGAACUACGUCGCGGUCUUGGCCAGUUGACAGAUGGUAGGACUGGACCAGACGACUUCAAAAUGGGCUACUACGAUUACGAUCGUGGACAAGGAUGGGUUGGCUGGAGAAACGAUGGCAGAUCUGGACAUCCACUGGAGAUCAAAUUUGAGUUUGAUAAAGUUCGAGAAUUCUCCGCGGUCCAUAUCUACUGCAACAACCAGUUUUCUCGAGACGUUCAGGUCUUCUCUCAGGUCGACGUCUUCUUCAGCAUUGCUGGCCAAAUCUAUGCCGGAGAGCCCAUCACUUAUACUUACAUGGAAGACAAGAUGUUCGAGACGUCGCGCAACAUCACCAUCAAGCUUCACCAUCGGGUCGGCAAGUUCGUCAAGCUCAGACUUCACUUCUCUGCCAGAUGGAUUAUGAUCAGCGAGAUAACCUUUGACUCUGACAUAGCCCAUGGGAAUUUUACACCGGAGGAACUGACGUCAACGGAAUCACCAGUACUCAGCGACGUCUUGUUCAAGAAGGGUGGUGCGUCCGAGGGCGAGCUUCCGGUAUCCACAGCGAAGCACGACGAUCCUACGUAUAUGGCCGUUGUAAUUGGAGUCCUCACUGCCGUAAUCCUUCUCCUGGCAGUUGCCAUAUUCCUCAUCGUAUCCCGUCACAGGCAACGGAAGUGCUUCGCGAGUCCCAUGACAGGGAAAGCUCCAUCUCACCUGGGCUCCACCUGCGCUACCGUGGAAAAGGGUGCAGCCCUUAUGGCUUAUACCUUGGAGGACGACGAAAGGUAUGCCGGUGGUUCUCUGCCUACCCUACCACGGGACUUGGGUAAUCGUCUUUUGGACAUCGUGAAACUCGACGAUUACCAGGAACCUUAUCAGGCACUGAAGUACGCGCCGUACUAUAGCUACAGCACUGUCGUUAUGGAGAUGAAAGACAUGAUGCUGAACAACAAGAGCGUCAACAUCAAUCACUCAGCGGUCUACGCGAACGGUGCGGUUGACACAUCCUACGAUUACGCGGUACCGGAACUUGCUGCGGGUAAGGCGCCACUUUUGAAUGCGGAUGCUGGCACGUUACGUGGAUCUUCGAGCGACCAGGAGAGCGUCUUCUCGAAAUUGUCGUCCCGCAGCAGUAAGACCGAGGACAAGAAGUCGCCGACGCAACAGGAGGUUCUUUCUGCUCUGAAGAGGCGCCUGGAACAGACGAGCGUGCCGCUCUUCCCACGCCAUCGUCUUCGGAUGCUCUCGAAGCUCGCCGAAGGGGCCUUUGGAACGGUAUACGUGGCGGAAGCUGAAGGGAUUCCGGAGUACGGGACGACAACCACCCUGGGCAAGAGGCUCGUCGCAGUAAAGUUUUUACUGCCUGAGGCUAGUGAAAAGGAAAAAUUGGACUUUCAGCGAGACGUAAGAAUCCUGGCGGCACUCGAGGAUCGCAACAUCGCCAGAGUCCUUGGCGCUUGCUGUCGCGAGGAGCCAUUUUGUGUUGUAAUGGAGUACCUUGAACACGGGGAUCUCUGCCAGUUCCUGAAGACCCACAUUACAGCCGAGGAUGCUCACUCCAUGCCGAUCGGCGUCAAGACUCUAAGCUUCAACUGCCUCAUCUACAUGGCGGCGCAAAUAGCAUCUGGUAUGCGCUACCUGGAGAACCUUAACUUCGUGCACCGUGAUCUAGCGACGAGGAACUGCCUCGUCGGCAAGGCUUACCAUAUCAAGAUAUCCGACUUUGGCACCGACAACGAAUUGUACGCCUGCGACUAUUAUAAGGUGGAUGGCAAUAUGCCAUUGCCUGUACGCUGGAUGGCGUGGGAAUCUGUAUUUCUGGGGAAAUAUACGACUAAAAGUGACGUCUGGUCAUUCGCUGUUACUCUGUGGGAAAUAUUGAAUCUUGGAAGACGCGUGCCCUAUGAACAUCUUUCUGACCAGGAAGUCGUGGACAGUCUCAGGCUGUUGCACUACGAUGACAGUGUCGAGGAGUCCAGUAAGGAUGAUGUCAGGACACUUUUUAAUUAUCUGUCACGACCCAAUGCCUCCUCCAAGGACAUCUACGAUCUGAUGCUGGAGUGUUGGAGACGGGAGGACAGUGAGAGACCGACAUUCCGGGAGAUUUCCCUUUUCCUCCAACGAAAAAACCUCGGCUACGCUCCCACGUCUUGAUAUUAGAGCGGGAUCAGAUGGAAUUUUUGGAAUUAAGUGCGGACGCGUUAUUGGAUUGAAUGUUCGAUACAGUAAGUUUUUAUUUUUCAAGCAUUUCAUGUGCAUUCGAAUUUUAACAAUUAUGUGUCAUUUUUUCAACAUUUUAUUCGAACGUCAAUUCUCCAUUUUGAGUAAAGGCAAAAAAUUAUAUUACGCAACAAAUAAUUCAAUUAUAUACAUUCCUACGUUUGUGUAUGAAAAAAUACUCAUUACUCAAGACAGAUUAAUUGUAUUUGUUUCAUAAUUAAUUUACGUCGCGAGACAACUUUACUUUUUACUGUAUAUUUUUUUUUUACCACCUACAAGCAUAAGCCGACCAUGAUUGCAUUUAGGAACUGGUGGCUGAGUCAGUGAAAUUUUGUUUAAAUUAUAAAAAGACUUUUUUUUUCAUAUCUCAUGUCUAUACAACAUGCCAGCGUGAGUUAUAACGUCGAAAUUUUUUUUCAACUUACAUGAAAAUAAUGAGGGUAGAAAAAAGAAGAGAUUCCACGAAUUUCAAAAAAUAAUGAUAUAAAUUCUCGCGCUCCUCCUAUAUUCCAAUAAAAGUAUAUCAGUGCUGUAUACGUGAAUGGCGUAGAGACUUGCGAAAAUACUAUCGAAUUAUGAUUACACGGAACACUUAUCGUCAAAAGUUCGUGCGCGAUUACUAUCGUAAUAAAAUUACAUAAUGGGAACGUAUGCAUACGUAGAAAAAAAAUUAGAUCCGGGAAUAAAAACAGAUAGUGAAAAUUAUCCGUAUUCCCCCCCCCCCUACCCCGAAACAGUAGUAUGCUAUGUAACCACGGCUAUGACACAUCAUAAUUAUAACUUUAUAUAAUAGGCGGGAUCAAUAAAACUAAUAUAUUUAUUGUAAAUAUAGAAAUUAGUUGUGAUAAGACACGUUAAUACAGUAUGUAAGUAAUCACGUAGAACCGUGACGUCAGUCUCGAUUCUUCCAACGGCACAAACUGAACACGUCACAGAGUCAAAUUACCCAAUCAAUGAAAAAAAAAAACAGAAGCUAUAUGCCCGUACCACAUAUUCAAAAUAUAAAUCUCAAAGUACCAAAUUUCAUUUCGCAAUGAUAUAUUUUCCCCCCAAAAAAAGAUAGCCAGCAACUGGAAAUUUUGUGUAAUCGAAAAAUACAAAUUUUGAAAACGUAUAACGAAACGAGCAACGACGCAUUGAUCGAAAGUCAUAUCAUUGGAUUACAAUAAUGAUAACCAGAAAAGACAUAUCGGACAAGAUGCUUUUAUUUGUCUCAUUAGACACGUCAUGGCGCAAGGUGAAAAGAAAAACGUAUUUUCUAAUACCUCAAAAAAUAAUAAUACAUGACGAGUGAUUAGAGUUUUUAGAUGAAACAAAAAAUAAAAAUAAAAGUUUUUACACGUAUCGAUAUUAAAUCCAUGAAAAUGGCUUUCGACUCUUAUCAGGAAGGCAUGUAAGAAAUAUGCGUGUAGCACUCAUGAUAUCUAAUAUUAAAAUGAUGUUACCGUUAUAUAUUAUUAUAAAACACUAUUUAUAUAACUAAAGGUAACUUUACGUAUAAGAUGUAAGUAGGUUGAGAAUUAGUUGUACGUAUUUAAUGUAUAAGCAUAACGCUGCCUUUGGCUAUAAUGUUGCCCCUACUGCUAGCGAGUAACUUACUUGUCUACUCAUGUGAUAACUCGUACGGACUGAUUCUUGCAAGAUAAUCAAUUAAUCUUUUAACGCCCAUGUAUAACGGAUCAAAAGAAUGGUAAUUAGAGGAACGCGAAUGAAAGUGAUUAAAGGUGAGAUAAAAAUGGUUAUUAUUAUUAGCAUUAUAUCAGCGAUGAUUAUAAUUAGGCGUUAAAUCGUAAUUGAUCUUUUUAUGAGAAUCGACCUAUAUAUCUACGUGCAUACCUAUACCUACCAAUUGUGGCUGUUGGCGAGAAAGGAUAAAGGCUUAAAGUAUUAUCAGUCCUCUCUUAGAAUCUUGUGUUAACACUCUUAUCAAUCAUUUUUACAUAAAACGAUGGGAGAUGAAAUGAUUCAGAACUUUUAUUUUGUGAAAUUAUUUAAAAAAUUAUACAGGUCAAUUGAUCUCGCGAGCAAAUACUAUUUUAAUUCGUAUUUUGAUCUUAUUGAUAGAACUGAAAAAAAAAAAGAAAGCCGUAUCCUUUCCCUCCCUAGAUACCUCCUGCAAGUCUCUGGUCUCUUCUGUUUGAUCGAUAAGGAAGCACAUUGCGCAAACGUGAACUAUGCUUGAUUAUCAAAGAGGUCUGUCAAGUAUAAAAACAAUCGACGACGUACCAAUAGAUUUUUCCUUUAAAAUUGAUUAAAGGGAUAUAUCGAUUAUCGAUGGAUCUGAUAAUCAAGACUGUUAAAAUUGAAUAUAAAAGUUUGAUAACGACCAAGCUGAUCCCUUCGAGAGCAUUGAAUUACGAAAAAUCUCAAAAUAAUAUCAUACAAAUUUAAUCCAGCAUAAUUAUACUAAACAUGCACGAAACAAAAAUACAAAUAAAUAGCCAACGAAGGGAUUGAAAUGCGCAAACGUGAAGAGUAUCCAGAUCCUGCAGGACCUUCGUUUUCAUAUAUAUAAGAUUGAACGGAAUUUUAAAUAGUUGUUAACAAUAUGAAUUAAUUCCGCCAAUCAAUCGCGCCAAUGUUACUAACCACGUACGUCGAAGUACUACGCACGUUUAUUAUUCUCGCACCUGUCGGUGAGCUCUACGUUAGUUUUUCAUUCUCCACCACCUUAACGAAUUCUCCCUUAUCUACCAUCUACACGCAUCAUCUUCAUUCCAUUCGUUAACCAGUCUUCUAUCCCGCUGCCCUAUUUACUUCUACCCUCUUAAUUAGACUAACGACGAAACUGGCGACGAUCAUUAAUCAUGAUCCUCGCACUCGUAUGAUUGACAAUCGUAUUUACGCCUUGAGACUGAAACGACCUAUUCGUUCAGAUAGAUUCGAGUUCAAGCAUCGCUAUUGCAGCGAGAGGAAACGUGUAUUAGAAUAAGUGACUAUUGUUUUUUUAUCAUUUAUCUCUCAACUGUUUCUCCCUUUUACCUUUUCUCUCUCUCUCUCUCUCUCACUCUUUCUCCCUAUAACUUCCGGUCAAAUCAUUACAAUAACGUCCCCGCUACCUUCUUUCAUCUUGUACAUUAUUUUAACACGAGUUACAAAGCCUCGCAGUUCCUCGCGAAUAUCCUAACCUAAAAAUCGAUAACUUAACUUUUAUUAACCUCGGGAGCAUCUAGGCAAGUAACUCGUGCCGAGGAUGACUAGCAUCGGGAUAUUAAUAUUAAAAAGAAAAAAAAAAGAAAUUAAUUAGUAUAUUAUAAAACAUACUAAUUAUAUACAUAAUAUGUAUAGACAGUACUAUCGGAUUGUGGAUUAAUGAAUUUUCUUGUAUUAUCAUUCAAGAGCAUAGGUUGACAGUGGAUCAUGAGAUAGAAUAUUUGAAUUUGACAAUUUUUUUUCUACUUACUCCCCAUUUGGCAGAUCUUGUGGUUUAUGCAAAAACCACUAAGGAAUUGAAAGGCAUAUAGGUAAUUGCGGAAGACUGUGCAGAGCUCACCCGGUUACCGUCUGUACGCUACUAUACCUAAUCGUUGUAAUCGUAAAAUUAUUUUGUACUAAGGACUGUUUAUAAUUUUCUAUCUAAUCUCUGUAAAUAUCAAGGAAAGAAUUGUCUACAACUCGUGUAAUGUUAAAGCGAAACGAUUAAAUAGUCUAUAUAUAGUAUAUAUAUAUAUAUGUAUACACUAUAUGGAUAUAUUUUAAUCGAUAACGAAAGGAUAAUUAAGAGUGUAAUUAUAAUAUAGUAUAAUGACGAAAUGGUAACGUAACGAUGUACAACGACUUAGAUAAUAUAUCUGUAUUAUAUAAUAUUAUAUCUACAUUGCUAAGGGACAAAUCGAUAUAACUAACUCGAACGAUAUAUAAACGAAGGUAUAUAUAUGUUAUUUGGUAGGUGUAUAUAAUAAUGUGUAGAUUUUAACUAGUCAUCUAGUGUACUUUAUAACGCAACUAUAUCCACAUAAAAUUAGCGUGCGCGAUGAGUAAAAAAAAA